Funneliformis caledonium is the source of this 942-nucleotide messenger RNA. Lineage: Eukaryota; Fungi; Glomeromycota; Glomeromycetes; Glomerales; Glomeraceae. The record is from the annotation of a GenBank genome assembly.
AUGGAAUUUGAAUUAUUUGGAAGACGUCUAAAGGCCGAUGUGCAAAGGCAAAGGCAACAAAAGUCAACUAAAAAGAACAAAAUCACAAGUUAUGAAAUGACAGUUGAUUCUCCGACGAGUCAACGAGUCACGACCAAUACGACGACUGAUGCCAAACCCGGGGAAGCAUUUAAUUUGAUUUCACGGAAUGAUGAUUUAACAAAUGGUUCAAAAUCAGAAUCAAAAGAUUCUUUAAAGGCCCGUAUAGAAGAAUUGGAAACGGAUUCUAUCAUUAAAAAUCAAAACAUUGAAAAGCAAAAGUUCGAAAUUAAACAAUUAAGAGAGGAAUUGAAUAGGCUUAAAAGUGAUUUAAAUGUAAACUAUUUGAAACAAGAAAUCGAAGAAUUAAAUGAUUUCAAAAUUAAUUUUAUGCUUGUAUUUGAAUCUUUUGAACAAACUAAAGCGGAAUUAAAGGAAUUAAAAAUCAAGUUCAAACAAAAUGAAUUCGAAAAUGAUAGAUUAUUAGCCGAAAAACUUCAAUUUGACGAAAAAACAUUUACCGAACAAGAUUUAUAUGAUCAUCCUUUAUCAUAUAAUAACUUUAUCGAAAACUCUGAUGAUGAUUACAAUCAAUCUAAACCUCAGUUACCACAGGGUGAAAAAUAUUCUGCGAGUCAGGAUGAAGUAACAGACUUAUGUCCACAACCUUCAAAUUUUCAACAAGAGUACAUCAGUCGCCAAACAACCCCAUUUGAUACGAAUGUUCAGGGUUUUGCUCGUAAUUAUGAUUUAGAGAUUGCUAGACAAGAGCAAGAUGGAAUCUUGCCAUUAGAGAGUUCUCCUGUUCAGAGAAAUAGCGGCGUUCCUAAAAAAUUUUUUCUCAAACCAGUCAAUCAACAUACCGAAUGGAAAGCUCAUAGACUUCUUGCAUGUCCACAUCGGUUGACUUACAAGUUAAUCUGA